AUGACGACCAAAACGGGAAAAAGAUGCGGCGAAAAGUCGCGAGCGAGUUCGUGCGCGUUCGCGGAAUCGAUUUCGAACGUUGCAAUCGAAACGUUCUCGCGUUUGCGAGAGAAUACGGCGCGUGAAUAUAAUUUGAGAGCAGCGAAUGAGGAGGAGGAAAAUCAUCAUCUGAGGACUGUUAUGAGCGCGUUUAUCGCGCUCGACGCGCGAACGAACAGGAUGACGUGCUUGACCAUCGCGAACGGGACGAAGACGAUUUCGGACGAGGAUUUUGAUCGGGAGAUGGAAAAGAAGAGUUACGAGAGAGGUAAGCUGAGAGAUUUACACGCGGAGGUGUUGGCGAGGAGAGCGUUGAAGAGGUAUUUAGCGUUGGAAAUGAAAGCGUUAUCGAACGAAGGCUACGAGGACACAGAGGAUUCAUUUCUACUCGAGAGAGUGAAACGAGACGACGGCGGGGGCGACAGGGUGCUCUUUCAAAUGAAAACGCACAAGAGCAUUCAUUUAUACGUCUCUUCGUGUCCGUGCGGGAACGCGACUAUACGAAAAUGGGCCAAAGGAGGAAUGGACGAUGGAAACGACACCAAGAUCGGGCCGUUUACGAUGCCGACGCAAACGCACGAGACACCAUUUUUACCACUAGACGUUCAGAAAGGCUCCGUGGCGGUGGCGUUGAAGAAAGCGACGGUGGUCUCGAUGCCUGCGAAAAACGACGAGGACGAUGAUGCGAGCUCGGCGGCGGUCGCGGGGGUGAGCGUGUUAUACGAGAACGGAACGCUCGCAAAGGGUACUUUGCCAGUCGGAGAAAAUCGAGCCGGACGAAUGUGUACAUGCUCGGAUAAAAUAGCCUCGUGGAAUGCACUCGGCGUGCAGGGUAGUUUAUUGGCCACGAAACUUACGGAGCCUAUUUUUAUUCAAUCGAUAACCAUAGGGAGGAAGUUUGCGUAUAAGCACUGCGCUCGAGCAUUUUGCUGUCGCGUUUCAAAAACGUUUCCGAGCGUCAACCACCCGGUGCUGAUGCAGUGCGAGAGAAAAUUCGACUUGGCUCCCAUCGACACGGACUCUGUCGUCGUGUUUGAUAACCCACACUGUUUAAUAUGGACGGCGGGUGAAGAGGAUGUGAUUGAAGUAUGCAACGGCAAAACCGGUCAACGCGAAGAAGAAGAAGACGAACAAGAGGAGAGUUCUUCACGAUACUGCUCCUCCGCGUUCGAGUCGUUGUUUUUCGACACGUUCAAAGAGGAGUCUUCGGGUGCCGGUGCCAACAUCGAGGAGCAAAUGAAAGAGUACGCCGCGAUGAAUGUCACAAUAAAUGACUACGACGCCUCCAAGGAGACGCUCUGGGGGAAAUCCUUCAUUCCGCGCUCUCAGGAACAAACUCGAAGGAGGCGCGCUAACGUCGGGAAAAUGUAUUACAUACAAAACAAGCGCAAUGAAGAGGUAGAUAGGUAG
Messenger RNA from Bathycoccus prasinos, 1449 nucleotides. RefSeq names its product RNA adenosine deaminase 1. The transcript has a single exon. Gene Ontology annotation, biological process: RNA processing; adenosine to inosine editing. The coding region runs from base 1 to 1449 and encodes 482 amino acids. The record is from RefSeq and is a predicted model, not a curated record. Gene Ontology annotation, cellular component: cytoplasm; nucleolus. Lineage: Eukaryota; Viridiplantae; Chlorophyta; Mamiellophyceae; Mamiellales; Bathycoccaceae. Gene Ontology annotation, molecular function: double-stranded RNA adenosine deaminase activity; double-stranded RNA binding; tRNA-specific adenosine deaminase activity.